AAUGAAUGGAGGAACCAGGAUGAGGAAAAAGAAGAGAGUGGAGCAGAGCACCCAGACAGAAAACCUGAUGAAAGAGGCAGAAGCACAGACGACGAAGACUGAAGAGAGAAAAGACCAGCAAGAAGUGGUGGAAGGGGCCAGAACAGACAGACGCCCAAGGAAGAAGAGAAUGGUAAUCAAGAAAACCCCAGUACGUGUCAUUGGAGACAGCAUGGUAAGGAAGACUCCCGACUUUGUGAGAAGGGAAAUUGAGUGUACCAGCAUGGGAGGUGCUAAGAUCCAAGACGUCAAGAGGAAAGUCAAGGAAGAAGUGCAAGAAAUGGAAGAGAGAAGCCUGCUAGUUGUCCAAGGAGGAGGCAACAACUUAGUAGAGGCAGGUGCUGAAGACACAGUAAAGGAAGUGAUAGAAGCAGUGAGGACAGCAGAAGAGAAGAUGUGUGUGGUUGUGGUGAGGGUCCUGCGGCGCCCACGGGAAGGAGUGCAGUAUGAGAAGGUCAGAAGAGAAACGAACCGCAAGAUAUGCAUGGAAUUAAUGAAGGUCAAGAUGGAAUGGAUGGCAGAGAAGAAGGGCAACGUGAGCUUCCUGGACAUGGAUGGGAUCCUCGACCAGGACAAAUUCUUCGGGAGAGACGGGGUCCACCUCAACCACAACGGGAAUGAGAGGCUAGGACGUCGACUGGCCGAGUGGAUGAGGGCGAGGCAGGUGUGUUGUGUGGACGACGCAUGACGAGGAGGACCCACUGAUGUCUGCAAACAUGAAAGAAAAGAGACUAACCAGGCAAGUAAAUGUGUGAAGAUUGGCUGUAUGAAUGUGAGAGGAUGGGGUGUGGGCAAGUUUGAGGAUGUAUGCAAGGAGCUCAGGGAGUGGAGGUUCGACUUAGUCGGGCUCACUGAGACUCACCUGAGAGAUGAUGUACGAAUGGAGGGAUGCGAGUAUGUUAUGAUUGGAAAGGGGCGUAAGGCACAGGGAACACUGGGAGGAGGCGUAGCACUACUCUACAAGAAAGAAAGAGGACUGAAAGUAGAGAUUGAUGUGGGGGAGUGUACAAGUAGUGAGGAUGUGCUUGCAGUAAGAGUGGAAUGCAUGGAUGGUCGUGGCAGACCAGAGAAGGUGGUACUGGUGGUAGCAUACAUGACUGUCAUGGGUGAAAGAGCAGAGAGGGAAAAUAGGAGGAAGUAUGACAUACUUAAGAAAGUUGUGAGAGAGCAUGGAGGGAAGAGAGUGCUAAUUAUGGGUGACAUGAAUGCACAUGUGGGAAUACUGGGGGAACAGGUGAACAGGAAUGGUGAAAUGCUUGGAGAGUUUGUUGAUGAACUGGAGCUGGAAAAUCUGAAUGUUACUUUGGCUGAGGGGCGUGUGACUUGGAGUGCAAGAGAACAGGAAUCGGCAAUUGACUACAUGUUGGUGAAUGGAAGAAUGCGUGAAAUUGUGUCGCACAUGUGGAUAGAUGAGGAUGGUUUGGUUGAUAUUGUGUCCGAUCACAACAUGCUGGUGGUGAUCUUCUCUUCCGAGCGAGGGCACAGUGUAUGGAUGUGGAUGCAAGGAGUUACAGGUGGUCUGAGUCCCGCAGCAAAGUGUGCCAGAUGUGUGACAUGGGAGAGGAUGAGACGGUGGAACAUGUGGUGCUGGAGUGUGUGAAGCAUGCCAGAGACAGGAAUGAGAUGAUGCAAGUGAUACUGACUGAGUUAGGGCAUGAUAGGAAUGAAAGAGUGGAGAAGACAGGAAAGGAAUGGAUGGUGUUGUGCUGGGACUGUGUAGAGAGGCGAAUGAAAGGAUGAUUGAGGCGGUAAAAGAGUUUCUGGAGAGAAUGUGGUGUGCCAGAUGUAUGAAAAAUUAGGAUAGAGGAUGCUGUUCGUUUCUCUUUUUUUUCCCUUUCUACAGGAGUUGCCGAUCCAAAGGCCUGGCUCAGGAGUGAUCCUGUGCCACCUGUACCAUCAAGAUCAAGAUCAAGAGUUCAGAGAAUAUGUGUGACCGUUUCUGUAUUUUUCAAGACAUCUUUUUCGUAUUCCCCACACGCGGCAAACCCUCCCUCACUGCGGUUCACAGAAACCUUCGGCACGUCAGUGUGGCUCAUGCCAGCGAAGUGAGAGGAGAUUUAGAAAAUGCAGCCUGUACAAUUUUAUGGUGGACCUGGUUCCGCAGAAGAAAGGGAAGAUAGCCCACAGGAAGAGUCUGAUGAUGAACUUUAUGAAACAGAGUCAUCUUGCUCAUCUGAUAGCCUAUCAACUGAUGCAAUUUCUGAAAAUGAAAACGUAACUGAAGAGGAAGAAGAGGAAGAAGAUUCUGUAAAUGAUGUAGUUGCAUCGUCUGUCUGUAGCUGGAAAGCUGUGGCUUCCACACAGCGUUCAUUCCCAUUUACAGUAAAGGAAGAACUCUGUGUGAGACCUUCAUCAUCAGUGGAUGGGAAGAUUUGGCCAGUUGAUGCUUAUUUACUGUUUUUGACUGAUGACUUAGUAGAUUUGAUGGUUACUGAAACUAAUCGCUAUGCAGAUCAGUUGAUUGCUUCUAGAGUACUGACAAGGAAAUUUAGGUUGAGAGCAUGGGUUCCUACCACAAGUGCAGAAAUAAAAAAGUUUUUAGGACUGAUUCUCCAUAUGGGUGUAAAUGUCUUGCCAGAAACUUCCCUUUAUUGGUCAAAGAGUGUUCUUUAUGAAAAUAACUUAGUUCCAUUGACUAUGGAGAGAGACAGGUUCCAGCUUUUGCUUAGGAUGUUCCACUUUGCAGAUAACAGUCUGCCUCACACAGGAAGGUUUUACAAAGUGAAACCUCUCUUUGACAAGAUAGUGCAAAGAUUUCAGGAGGUCUAUAAACCAGGUGAGGAGGUAGUUAUAGAUGAAAGCAUGGUUCCAUUUAGAGGAAGAAUAUUCUUCCGACAGUACAUUCCUGGAAAAAGGCAUAAAUAUGGAUUGAAACUAUAUAAACUAUGUACUACAGAGGCAUACAUUUUGAAUUUAGAACUAUAUUGUGGUGUAUCUGAAAAAUAUCAGUCCUUAGGAAAAACUGAAUCAGUCGUUGCAAGAUUGAUGUUACCUUUGCUUGAGAAAGGAGUUACAUUAUACACAGACAAUUUUUAUACAUCUAAACCACUUGCUGAUUACCUUCUCUCACAUAAAACAUAUCUGUGUGGCACAGUGCGUGCCUUCCGUAAAGGCCUUCCAAAGGAAGUGACUAAGGCCAAAAUCAAGAAAGGUGAAGUAGCUUCUCUUGAAAAUGAUGAAGGCAUCAAGGUCUUCAAUUGGAAAGAUAAGAGAAAUGUAUUUAUUUUAUCAACAGUUCCUGAGCAUGAUGACAAACUAAUUGCAACAGGUAAACUUUCAAGAAAUGGAGAAGAAAUAAAAAAACCUAAGUGUGUAAUGGAUUACAAUAAAGCAAAAAAAGGAGUUGAUCUUUCAGAUCAAUUGUCAUCAUAUUAUACAGCACUGAGAAAAAACAGAAAAUGGUAUAAAAAAGUUGCACUUGAGUUAGUCACAGGAUCUUGUGUAGUGAAUGCUUUCAUUAUUUUCAACAAAUAUCUUUCAGACAAAAAAUGGACCUUAUUGCAAUUCAAGGAGUCAAUCAUUCUUUCACUUCUAACUGAUAGUCCAUUUGAAAAAAUAAGACCAGGCAGGAAACUAUCAUACAAAGUCAGUCCCUCAGGCCCACAGCAUUUUCUGUCAGAAGCUGAAGGAUCAAAGAGAGAGUCUCGAAAGAGAUGUGUAGGGUGUUAUGAAAUGAUAUCCACAAACAAAGGAAGUAAAGUAGCAUCAAAAAGAGCAAAGAAAAUAUCUACAUUUUGCAGCUCAUGUGAUGGCAAGCCUUAUCUCUGUCUGUCAUGCUUUGAAACUAAGCAUUCAAAGUGAAAAGAUCAAUAAAGAAGAUAAUUGAAGCUUCAUAAGGAAAGUCCAAUCUGUUUCAAUUAUUAAUUUUGUCAUAUAAAGGAUUUAUGUUCUAAAGGGAUUUCUUGCAUUUAUUAGAAGAACAAUAUGAAAAAAAUAUUAUUUUCAUUUAACAGAGAGAAUUCAUGCUCAUCUG
Molecule: messenger RNA, 4012 nt
Organism: Scylla paramamosain (green mud crab)
Lineage: Eukaryota; Metazoa; Arthropoda; Malacostraca; Decapoda; Portunidae
Product: piggyBac transposable element-derived protein 4-like
Exons: 3
Coding region: 2104-3840 (578 amino acids)
Molecular function (GO): catalytic activity
Source: RefSeq, a predicted model, not a curated record